Messenger RNA from Gopherus flavomarginatus (Mexican gopher tortoise), 873 nucleotides. Its product is annotated as histone H2B 8. Gene Ontology annotation, cellular component: nucleosome. The transcript has a single exon. Gene Ontology annotation, molecular function: DNA binding; structural constituent of chromatin; protein heterodimerization activity. The coding region runs from base 25 to 405 and encodes 126 amino acids. NCBI's taxonomy places the organism in Eukaryota, Metazoa, Chordata, Testudines, Testudinidae. The record is from RefSeq and is a predicted model, not a curated record.
UAAAAUAGAAUAAUUUUUAUCAAGAUGCCUGAGCCAGCAAAAUCUGCUCCCGCUCCCAAGAAGGGCUCUAAAAAAGCUGUUACUAAGACUCAGAAGAAGGGCGAUAAGAAGCGCAGAAAGACUAGGAAGGAGAGCUAUUCCAUCUACGUGUACAAAGUGCUGAAACAAGUUCACCCGGACACCGGUAUCUCCUCUAAGGCCAUGGGGAUCAUGAACUCCUUUGUGAACGACAUCUUCGAGCGUAUCGCUGGGGAAGCGUCUCGUCUGGCUCAUUACAACAAGCGUUCAACCAUCACUUCCCGGGAAAUCCAGACCGCUGUGCGCCUGCUUCUGCCGGGGGAGCUGGCCAAACAUGCUGUGUCUGAGGGCACUAAGGCCGUCACCAAGUACACCAGCUCCAAGUAAAUCGUCUGCUGUAAGAGUACGAACACCUAUAACCUAAAGGCUCUUUUAAGAGCCAUCCAUUUCCUCAUCUAAAGAGCUCUGAUAUCAUUAACUGUUCGUGCUUAUGUUUUUCAAACGCAGUGUAUUUUUUUUAAAAGUGCUUUAGUCUCCGGCGACUUGUGAAAGCAUUUUUUUAAAUUGCGUAUAUCCCCUAAAUCGAGAGGAGGUGGGGACUGAUUUCGCUUUAGUAAAUAGUAUUAAGUCCAUUUAAAUUAUAUCAGGGUUUCAAAUUGUAAUGAAAAAUGUCGGUGUCAGUCGUUCAAGUUUCCCCACCUCCCAAGCAAUAGUCGAUGAGGUGUCAUCCCCACCAGAUAUAAAAUGGCUAAACGGUUUGUCCGGUAAAUAAAAUUUGAUAUUUUAUCAGAUUACACUGUUCAGUUCUCUAAUUGAAGAUUUCUAGAGGUUCGAAUAAAGUUUUGGCUCCAUGAA